Photinus pyralis (common eastern firefly) is the source of this 1660-nucleotide messenger RNA. RefSeq names its product esterase B1-like. The coding region runs from base 2 to 1576 and encodes 524 amino acids. The transcript is spliced from 6 exons. Lineage: Eukaryota; Metazoa; Arthropoda; Insecta; Coleoptera; Lampyridae. The record is from RefSeq and is a predicted model, not a curated record.
CAUGACGCCCAUAUUGAAAGUCCAACAAGGUUAUCUUAGAGGAAAGUUAUGUAAAGAUUUUUACGGUGGCACGUACUUAAGCUUCCAAGGGAUACCCUAUGCGAAACCUCCGAUUGGAAAUCUCAGGUUCAAGGCACCAGAGCCCCCGGAACCAUGGGACGGUGUUCGAGACUGUACAAGAGAGGGAAAUCCGCCCAUAUCCAGACAUGUCGUAACAAAAACGGUGAAUGGGUCUGAGGAUUGCCUUUUUCUCAACGUUUACACUCCUGAGUUAACAGAACCUAAAGCGGUGAUGUUCUACGUUUAUGGAGGUGCUUUCAUAAUGGGCGCGGGCGAUAAAGACUUGUACGGUCCUGACUUUCUAAUAAGUCAGAAUGUUGUAGUUGUAACGAUCAACUACCGUCUUGGACUGUUUGGGUUUCUCACCUUGAAAGACCCAACACUAGAAGUGCCUGGAAAUGCUGGCAUUAAAGACGUGGUCCAGGCAUUGGGAUGGGUGCAAAAGAAUAUUGCGCACUUUGGAGGUGAUCCCAAUAACGUUACGAUCUUUAGUGAAAGCGUCGGUGCUGUUUGCGCGCAUUACCUAAUGCUCUCGCCACAGGGAAAAGGGCUGUUCCAUAAAGUGAUCAUGCAAAGUGGUUGCGCACUGGGUACUAGAGGAACUGGACAGUGGUCCACUCCAUUAAUCAAAAAGGCACUCGAUCUAGAGGAAGUGAAUGACAGGGACAUUUUCAAUAUCCUAAACGAAAUGAGCGCUGAACGUAUUUUUCAACUGCAAGAGACGAUUCCAGACACGUACUUCCCUGACGUCCCCCGUCCGUUUGGAAUUGUACAAGAAGCUUACCAAACGAAACAGAUGAUCACGUCAGAAGAUCCUUUAGGCGUGUUGCAGUCUGGUGACUAUAAUUCUGUUCCAUUAAUGCUUGGGUAUGCGGCACGCGAGGGCUAUUUGGUCGACUUGCAUUACAAACAACAUAAGGCCAGUGCGAAUUUCGAGAGACAAAUACCUUUCCCCCUUAAAGUUCAAGAAGGUAGUCAGCUGUCGGAUUAUGUUGCAAAUGAGUUGAAAGAUUUCUACUUUGGAAAUGAUUUGGAACAACAGCGGUCGGAUGAUUUUUUCGUGUUCGUAGGUGAUAACCUGUUUGUACGCCCCAUUUACAAAUCCGCUAAAUUGCACUCGCUCACCUCCUCCACCCCAGUAUAUCUGUACAGAAUGUCGUUGGACGCGGAUUUAAACUUUUUUAAGGCAGCGUUUAACUGUAAACGAAAGGGAACCUCGCACGCCGACGAAUUGGGCUACCUAUUUACGCACAUGUUGACUCCAACGAUUCGUCCGCAUUCCAUUGAAGCAAAAGGCGUAGAAAUGUUUGUAAAGCUAUGGACCAACUUCGCCAAAUAUGGCGAUCCUAAUUCACCUGAGGAUCCAAUCGAGCGACCGCGUUGGAAGCCCGUGCAAAAUGGCGAAAUGCAUUUUGCUGAUUUGGGAGAAAACUUUACAACCGGAAUAAAUCCCGAAGGGUACCGUAUGUCAUUUUGGGACCGAUUAGAAGAAAAAAUCGCAAGCGGCGUAUUAUAGUCUGGCAGUUUUUUCUAUAAAACCAUUCUAAUAUUAAUUUUUUUAUUUCGAUAACACUAGCUCAAAUAAACACUUUUUAGAUAA